Penicillium atrosanguineum is the source of this 744-nucleotide messenger RNA. RefSeq lists its product as uncharacterized. Bases 1 to 744 code for a protein of 247 amino acids. Gene Ontology annotation, cellular component: fungal-type vacuole membrane. The record is from RefSeq and is a predicted model, not a curated record. Lineage: Eukaryota; Fungi; Ascomycota; Eurotiomycetes; Eurotiales; Aspergillaceae. Gene Ontology annotation, molecular function: transmembrane transporter activity. The transcript has 2 exons.
AUGAUCAGUCGCAUGAUCUCGAGUACCGGGUACCCCUGGGCCAUGCGAACUGCGGCCUUUCUUAUUCUCGGCCUGCAAAUCGUUGCGAUUCUCACAGUCCGCCCGAGAACAAAGCCCGUGCCUAAGAAGAUGCCCGUCGGCCGCCUCACUGCACCCUUUAAAGAGUUCCCAUUCGUCAUGUUGUUGUUAGGCAUCUGCAUCCUGACCUAUGGAAUUUUCAUCCCCAUCGACUAUCUGGCUGUGCAGGGUCUUGACCAGGCGUACAUGUCGCAGGAGAUGUCUCAAUACUUGGUGUCCAUCUUCAACGCUGCUAGUCUCUUCGGCCGUCUGGUCUCUGGCUAUGGUGCCGAUAAAAUUGGAAGGUGGAAUAUGUUCAUCAUGGCCUGUACUCUUUCCGGAAUCACCGAGUUCGCUGUCUGGAUCCGCGCCGAGAAACCGUCUAUCGCCAUCGGUUUUGCCGUCAUGUUUGGCUUUGCAUCAGGAGCCUUUAUAGGUCUUUUUGGCGCCCUUCCAAUUUCUGUGUCUCCCCUGCCCGAAAUCGGUUACCGACUGGGAGUUGUUUUCCUCGCCAGCUCCAUCCCUGCCCUCACCAUGGCGCCCAUCGGUGGAGCUAUCCUGCAAAAUUCCGCUAAUGGCUGGCUGGACGUGAAGGUCUUUGGCGGCGUCAUGUGCCUCGCAGGGUCGGCGAUUGUUCUGAUAUCGAGAUGGCUCUAUACCGAUAAGAAACUUUUCAAGGUGUUUUGA